Molecule: messenger RNA, 1890 nt
Organism: Helianthus annuus (common sunflower)
Lineage: Eukaryota; Viridiplantae; Streptophyta; Magnoliopsida; Asterales; Asteraceae
Product: hexokinase-1
Exons: 9
Coding region: 211-1707 (498 amino acids)
Biological process (GO): intracellular glucose homeostasis; glycolytic process; glucose 6-phosphate metabolic process
Cellular component (GO): mitochondrion; cytosol
Molecular function (GO): D-glucose binding; fructokinase activity; ATP binding
Source: RefSeq, a predicted model, not a curated record
CAUCAAUAUUAUUGUCUCAUUUACCCUAUUCUUGCUUCAAUUCACAUCCCCAUAUUCUAUGUAUUUUCAAGAAUCCAUUUCACUACACACCCACAAAUCAAGCUCAAAUCUUUGAUCUAUUUUCACAAUCUUUAUCCAAAAGGGUCUCAAUUUCUCAACAAAAGUUCAAAUCUUUUCCUUCCAAGAUCCCAUUUUCUGCAAUUUGGUAACAUGGGUAAGGUAGCAGUAGCGGCCACGGUGGUCUGCGCCGCCGCUGUGACCGCGGCGGCGGUGGUUGUGGUCCGGCACCGGAUGAAGAACUCCGGCAAGUGGGCAAAAGCUAUGGAGAUUUUGAAGGAGUUUGAGGACAAGUGUGGAACUCCGGUUUCAAAACUCCGGCAGGUUGCUGACGCCAUGACGGUGGAGAUGCACGCCGGACUUGCUUCCGACGGUGGUAGUAAACUCAAGAUGUUAAUCAGCUAUGUUGACAAUCUUCCCACUGGGGACGAAACGGGAAUUUUCUAUGCCCUUGAUCUUGGUGGUACAAACUUUCGUGUUCUUCGUGUGAAAUUAGGCGGAGUAGGAAACGUGAAAAAAGAAUUUAAAGAAGUUUCAAUCCCUCCAAAUCUCAUGAUCGGGAAAUCUGAGGAUUUAUUUGAUUUUAUUGCGGGAGAACUUGCAAAAUUUGUGGCUACUGAGGAUGAAGAUAUGCAAAUUCCACCUGGCACGCAGCGAGAAUUAGGGUUUACCUUUUCGUUUCCGGUUAAACAAUCGUCAAUUGCAGGAGGGACUCUUGUAAGAUGGACAAAAGGCUUCAAUAUCGAAGAUGCAGUUGGGGCGGAUGUUGUAGAAGAGUUGACAAAAGCGAUGGAAAGGGCUGGCCUUGAUAUGCGUGUUUCGGCUUUGGUGAAUGAUACGGUUGGAACGUUAGCUGGAGGGCGAUAUGGUAAUUCCGAUGUCAUUGCCGCUGUAAUAUUAGGUACAGGAACUAAUGCAGCGUAUGUGGAGCGUGCGAAUGCAAUCCCUAAAUGGCAAGGUCUUCUUCCUAAAUCAGGAGAGAUGGUUAUAAACAUGGAAUGGGGCAACUUCCGGUCAUCACAUCUUCCUUUGACCGAGUAUGAUGAAGGUCUUGAUGGUGAUAGCCUGAACCCUGGAGAGCAGAUAUAUGAGAAACUGAUUUCCGGAAUGUAUUUGGGGGAAGUUGUGAGACGAGUCUUGUUAAAGAUGGCGGAAGAAGCCGAGCUUUUUGGAGAUACUGUGCCAUCCAAACUCCAAAAGCCCUUUAUAUUAAGGACCCCUGAUAUGUCUGCGAUGCAUCAUGAUUCCACUCCGGAUCUCAAAGUGGUUGCAACCAAGUUGAAAGAUAUCCUCGAGAUAUCCAACACUUCUCUAAAGACGAGAAAAGUAAUUGUGGAAGUCUGUGACCUUGUGGCAACUCGUGGUGCUCGUCUCUCAGCGGCUGGAAUCCUAGGAAUCCUCAAAAAAAUUGGAAAAGAUACUUGCAAGGAAGGAGAAGAAAACCAGAAAUCAGUAAUAGCAAUGGACGGCGGGCUGUUUGAACACUACACCAAGUUCCGAAAAACAAUGCAAGAUACCAUGAAUGAAUUGUUAGGUGAAGAAAUUUCCAAAAACAUCAUUGUCGAGCUAUCGAAUGACGGGUCGGGUCUCGGUGCGGCUCUUCUUGCAGCGUCUCACUCACAGUAUCUCGAAUAUAUAGAGUCCACAUAAAUUUGUGGUAUUUUUUUUGUACAUUUGUUUCGGCGUUUUUGGAUCUUCGUUUUGUUUUGUUUUGUUUUGUUUCCUGAUGUCUGUUCCCAUUAAAUUAUGGGCUAUUCUAGUGUCGCAUGGACUUGUAUGUUGUUCACAUGUUUUAAGAUAUAUUAGCGAAUAAAGCGAGGUUUUAGAACUUUA